CCAUCCCUGACAUCAGUGAAGGCAUCACCAGCACAACGGUCAAAGCAAGCUGUCACUAAUUUGUCGCCUCGCUGUCGCUGACUUUGGGACACAGUUUUGCUGGGAUAAGUCUAGCUUCUGUCAACAACAAAGUUAACAGCCAACAUUCUAAAUGUUCGAACAAUCGUGGGCGUUUGAGGCUGACAUGCAAGAUGCGAGCACGGCGCCGCUGCAGGUUGAGUCAGCAAAGAAAAUGGAUCGAGUGCGUCGUCCACGAAGCUUCAGCAGAGAUAUCAACGGGAACGUUCAGCUGGCCAUGGGCAAACGAGGUGAAACGUGUGAAGAGGACAACAUAGACCCGGCUGAAGUGUCCCUGCUCAACAAAAUGAUCCGCCGAAGUCUAGUGAGGAACCGGAACGAAGUGGAGGUCCUGCAGAGGGACCCUACCUCCCCGCUGUUCUCAGUCAAGACCUUCGAGGAGCUUCGCCUGAAACCGGAGCUGUUGAGAGGGGUCUACGACAUGGGCUUCAACAGGCCUUCCAGGAUCCAGGAGAAGGCUCUGCCUAUGAUGCUGGCACAGCCACCUCAGAAUCUCAUUGCCCAGUCCCAGUCUGGCACAGGAAAAACUGCUGCUUUUUCCCUGGCUAUGCUCAGCCAUGUCAACCCCGACCACAAUUGGACCCAGGCUCUUUGCAUCGCACCGACAUAUGAGCUGGCCCUGCAGAUCGGUCAGGUGAUGGAGCAGAUGGGCAAACACUACCCCAGUGUUAAGCUGGCGUACGCCAUCAAAGGCAACCGCCUGGAGCGAGGCACUAAGUUGCAGGAGCAGAUCGUCGUGGGAACGCCGGGCACCAUCCAGGACUGGUGCACCAAGCUGAAGUUCAUAGAGCCCAAAAAGAUCACCAUGUUUGUGCUGGACGAGGCCGAUGUCAUGAUUGCCACUCAGGGUCAUCGUGACCAGAGCAUCCGCAUCCACAGGCAACUAACAAAGGACUGCCAGAUGCUCCUCUUCUCGGCCACCUUCGAGGAGGAGGUGUGGAGGUUUGCGGAGAUGAUCGUUCCAGAGGCCAACAUCAUCCGUCUGCGGCGUGAGGAGGAGACGCUGGACACCAUCAAACAGUUUUAUGUGCUCUGCAGGAGCAAGGAGGACAAGUUCACCACUCUGUGUGAGCUCUACGGGAGUAUGACCGUGGCUCAAGCCAUGAUCUUCUGUCAUACUCGAAAUAUGGCGUCUUUACUGUCGACUCACAUGACCAACCAAGGCCACGUUGUGGCACUGCUGAGUGGCGAAUUGACUGUCGAGCAGAGAGCGAGCAUCAUCGAACGCUUUAGGAACGGCAAGGAGAAGGUUCUUGUGACCACCAACGUUUGUUCUCGAGGUAUCGACGUGGAGCAGGUGUCCCUUGUGGUCAACUUUGACCUCCCCGUGGACAGGGAUGGGAACGCCGACAAUGAAACGUACCUCCACCGGAUUGGCCGCACGGGACGCUUCGGCCGGCGAGGCUUUGCCAUCAACAUGGUGGACAACCAGCACGGCAUGGAGGUCAUCAGACAAAUCGAGAUUCAUUUUGACAGGAAAAUCCCCAAACUUGAAACCGGGAAUGUUGAAGAAAUGGAAAAACAGCUCAACUGAACACUCUGACUUCCAUCUCCAGUGGCUCUUCCACAGGUUUAUUGUUUACAUGUUGACUAUGCAGACUUCUGCAGGUUUGUUUGACGCACUUUUGAUUUAUUGUUGACUCGAAGCUCAGCGCAAAGCUAGCUGUUGUGUACUUUUACUUUGCAGUGGUUUUGCAGUGAUUUCUGUUGUUUUACUUGGAAUGAAUGCAUGAAUGUUAGCUAUUGUCUAUUCUUGUGUGCUUUAAAACAUUGUGUGUGUUUCAGACUGCAGUGACCCUGGUUACUACGUUCUUUUGUCUUCGUUUCAAUUUGCUGCUGUGAGCUUCAUGGUCGUUCAUAAAGGACAAAAAAAAAAAUAACAAAUGGAAAAAAAUGAUAUAUGAAACAUACUGUUGCCUUUAUACCUUGUUUUGGUGCUUUCUCUCCAAACUGGCACAAUUCUAUUAAAAGGCAUAAGGAGAAGUGGCGUGAGCUUAUUGAAAUAUUAACAAAAAAUACAUAUAUUAAUAAUAAAAAAACAUUUGAAACUACAAAUGAAUAAAUAAUACCCAAGAGAAUCUACAGGACGGCAUUUCUGGACAGGUCCAAGAUCUUUACUCAGUCACUGAGUCAAGCCGCUGUCCUAGACUUCCUCACGCUUCCUGGUUGUGUCACGUUUUUCUCGUUUUUUAGGUUGCAGACCCUGGAUUUAGACACAGCCGUGACAAAGAAUGUUUGAAUUACCCUGCUGUUGUGUUCGGGUCAGAAUAAAAGAGCGUCAGACUUUG
Doryrhamphus excisus (bluestripe pipefish) is the source of this 2366-nucleotide messenger RNA. It is a transcript of the gene ddx19a, whose product is annotated as DEAD-box helicase 19a. NCBI's taxonomy places the organism in Eukaryota, Metazoa, Chordata, Actinopteri, Syngnathiformes, Syngnathidae. Gene Ontology annotation, molecular function: RNA helicase activity; nucleic acid binding; ATP binding. The record is from RefSeq and is a predicted model, not a curated record.